This is a messenger RNA of Pongo pygmaeus (Bornean orangutan), 1037 nucleotides long. RefSeq lists its product as uncharacterized. NCBI's taxonomy places the organism in Eukaryota, Metazoa, Chordata, Mammalia, Primates, Hominidae. The transcript has a single exon. The record is from RefSeq and is a predicted model, not a curated record. Bases 539 to 1018 code for a protein of 159 amino acids.
UAUCCUAAGUUUAAAGACCCUAUUUUAGAAGAAACAAACAUAGCAAGUUACUAUUGCCAGGCACUAUGUGCUUUGUGUCAUUUGAUUUGCACACUAACCCUAUUACAUAGGUACAGUGUUAUUAAUUUCCCAUUAUAUAAGUAAGGAAACUGAGGUUUGGGCAGAUUAAGCAACUGGCCUAGAACAUCACAGCUAGUGUUAAAAUGUUAAAUAUGUCAAUAUAUUUUUUAAAAGAAAAAUCUUGCUCUGGAUUGAUCAGCGAUGAGCUUUUCCUAGAUCCAUAAGCCAUACUUGAGAACAUGACUAGCAUAUAACGACGUUUGCGUAUAACACACUGUGUGGCAGGCACCAUUUUAGGCUUUUUCACAUGUGUGAACUCAUGCAAUCUCACAACCCUAUGUUUGCUAAUCCCCCUUUAAAGAUGGGAAACCAAGUCACAGAGAGGUUAAGUAACUUAACUUGCCAGAGUCACAUAGCUAAUAAGUGGAGUAGCGGAGCUACAACCCAGGCAGCCUGGAUCUAGUGUGUUCACAUAACCAUGGGCUUCAGUCUGUCUCCUACGUGGAAACCUGAGCCAUGCCCAGUCGACCUGGGGUCGGGCAUCACUCCACAUGACAGUGAAGGGCUCAUUUCAUCCGAACGGGAAGCAGGACAGCCAGGCUGCAGGGGGAACAGCGUCCCUCUGCUGAUGCCUGUGGCUGUGUUUGUGCAUUUACACAUCACAUUAGCGGAGAUGAAUGCCACUUGGAAUCCAACCCACCGCAGCAGAUUACCUCAUGCAAGACAGAAAACAGCCCUGCCUGUGCUAGCCUGGCUCUGCUUUGGGCUGUAUUUACUCACGGGGCCUCAGCUGGCCAGGGCCUUGGAGCAGCUCUGGGGCCCCCCACCUGGGCAGGAGUCCCAGCUCAGGACUAGACGCACGGAGGAGGACGGGGUGGGAAGAGCAGUUCCCUCCCAUACCCUCGUCCCCUCCCAGCAAGUACAGAGGGUCGUACAGCAAUCGCCCCGCCUUACUUAGAGGCUCUGAUCUGCACAAA